GUAUAAAUACUUAGCCGAAGGCCUCCACUUGCUUCAGACAAGUUGACUAGGUGCAGUUACUGCGUAUCAGAAACCAGAAUAUCAAAUCUUUCUUCGUUUCCGAAUAAAAAUUAGAACAAACAAGCAAGUGAGCAGUCAUGGCUAAUCACCACAAGCAGAAUGGAGUACAUUUGGAAAGAGACAAAGGAGAUCCACAUGAGAAUGUAAAGCUAAAGUCACCGCAUCUCGGUAAGCAAGGAGCCAACCUGACGACUGCCAUCCUGUCAGUCAUAGCUGUAAUGUUUGCAAUAUUCUGUGCUGCAUUCCGAAGCUCUUUGCUUCACCAUGGUCAAUCAUUCUGGAUUUCAUCAGGGGACUUCAUAGCCAGACAAUGGGGACACUUCUAUGACUAUUUUGAGGGAAAUUUUGCCAAAAUGGGGAUAGCUCUUCACUGUCUGUCUGUUCUGGAGCAUUGGUUGCUAGGAGGACUGUUCUUAAUCAUAGACCUGACUGGUAGACCCAAGUUCAUCACCAAAUACAAAGUGCAGUUGGAUCAAACCGAGAUUCCGGCAGACAAGUUGCGACGAACUUUGUGGACUGUUUUCCUGAACCAAACCAUCUACAAUGUGCCCAUCCUGAUCGGGCUCUACUAUGCUGCAGUACGUCGAGGAUGCGGAUCCACUGUCGAGGAGCUACCAACCUUCCAGACCGCCCUCUAUCAUCUGGCUGUCUUUGUUGUAGUGGAAGAAAUCGGGUUUUACUACAGUCACAGGUUGCUCCACCACCCCUUCCUCUACAAGAACGUCCACAAGAUGCACCACGAAUGGACCGCACCCAUCGGUCUAGUCACCAUGUACGCCCACCCGGUGGAGAACCUCCUCGCCAGCUCCCUCCCAGCCAUCACCGGUCCUCUCCUCGUAGGCUCUCAUCUUCUCACCUUCCACAUCUGGCUCCUGCUGGCUCAAUAUGUCUCCAUGAUUCACCACUCCGGAUACCACCUUCCCCUUCUCCCGUCUCCAGAAGCUCACGACUACCACCAUCUCAAAUUGCUCCAUCAUCCAUGGCUGUACAAGAGAAUCCACAAAAUACACCACGAGUGGACGGCGCCUAUCGGCCUGGUGUCCUUAUACAGUCAUCCAUUCGAGAGCUUCCUCUCCAACACAUUCCCCGCGGUUUUGGGUGUGGUCAUUGCUGGCUCUCACAUGCUUGUAGCAUCAUUAUGGUUCCAGCUUGCUCUCACCGUAACAACCAUCACUCACUCUGGCUACCAUCUUCCACUGCUUCCAUCACCAGAAUUCCAUGACUAUCACCAUCUAAAAUUCAAUAACAACUAUGGUGUACUUGGCAUCCUGGACUGGCUUCACGGGACGGAUGUCAACUUCAGGAAAUCCAAACAGUUCCAGAGACACAAGGCCCUUCUUGGAGUCAAACCACUCAACGAAGUCAUUCCUGACAACACAAAAUAA
Molecule: messenger RNA, 1445 nt
Organism: Strongylocentrotus purpuratus (purple sea urchin)
Lineage: Eukaryota; Metazoa; Echinodermata; Echinoidea; Camarodonta; Strongylocentrotidae
Product: fatty acid hydroxylase domain-containing protein 2-like
Exons: 8
Coding region: 138-1445 (435 amino acids)
Biological process (GO): sterol biosynthetic process
Molecular function (GO): C-4 methylsterol oxidase activity; iron ion binding
Source: RefSeq, a predicted model, not a curated record